AUGUCUCUUGUGGUCUCCUUUGACUGUCAGCAUCUCUUGUGGUCUCCUUUGACUCUCAGUGUCUCUUGUGUGGUCUCCUUUGACUGUCAGUGUCUCUUGUGGUCUUCUUUGACUGUCAUGUCUCUUGUGGUCUCCUUUGACUGUCAGUGUCUCUUGUGGUCUUCUUUGACUGUCAGUAUCUCAUGUGCAUCUCUUGUGGUCUCCUUUGACUGUCAGUGUCUCUUGUGGUCUUCUUUGACUGUCAGUAUCUCAUGUGGUCCCUGUGACUCUCAGUGUCUCUUUGUGGUCUCUCCUUUGACUCUUCUUUCUUUCUCUUCUUUAUCCCUUCUCUUUGUCUUCUCUCAUUUAUCUUUUCUUUUACUGUCUCUUUUAUUUGUUUCUUACCUUCCCUCUAUUAUGUCUUACUUUCUCUCCUUUUAUUUUCACUUUCUUUUCCUUUUCUACUUAAUUCCUUUUUUUUCUCUUUCUCAUUUCUCUGCUUUUUAUCCUGUUUUUUUUCCUUCUUUCUUUUAUCCUUUCUUUCAUUUUUUAUUCUUUUUAUUUUACUUUCCUUUUCUCUUUCUCUUCAUUUUCCAUUUUCCUUUAACCUUUCUUUUUCUCAUCUUUCCUUCUUUCUUUCUCCUCUGUUCUUUCUUUUUCCAUUUUUAUUCUCCUCUCAUUCCUACUUUUCUUCUUACCAACUCUUGCUUUAUGUUGAUCAACUAUUUAGAAGCUGUAAUCAAGAUUGUAAUAUUCCCCUAA
Messenger RNA from Acanthosepion pharaonis, 741 nucleotides. NCBI's taxonomy places the organism in Eukaryota, Metazoa, Mollusca, Cephalopoda, Sepiida, Sepiidae. The record is from the annotation of a GenBank genome assembly.